GAGUUAUUUAAUUAAUUAUUUGAAUAAAGGUGUAUAAAUGAACUAAUUAAUUUAAAAGUAUUGUUUAUUGUCUCCAUAAUGGGUAUAAAAGGUUUAUGGACAGUUUUAACACCCUUUAGUGAAAAGAAAUCAUUACACGAAAUUUGUGGAGAAACCGUUGCGGUUGAUUUGUCAGGAUGGGUUUGUGAUAGUCAAAAUGUGACAGAUUAUUAUAUACAACCCAAAUUAUACUUAAGAAAUUUAUUCUUUAGAACAGUUUAUCUGCUACUUGCUGACAUAAGUCCAAUAUUUGUGCUCGAGGGAGAUGCUCCAGAACUAAAGCAAGAUGUUAUGGCAGCCAGAAAUGCUAUACAGUUCCGAGGAGCUGCACCAAAGUCUGAUGCUGCUAAAGCCAAAGUUCCUAAUGUUUCAAGAAAACGAUUUAAAGGUGUAUUAAAAGAGUGUGAAACACUAUUGAAGAGCAUGGGUGUGAGGUGUGUUAAAGGACGAGGGGAGGCUGAAGCAACUUGUGCAAGAUUAAAUGCUAAAGGUCUUGUCGACGCAGUGGUGUCUCAAGAUUCCGACUGUUUCGCGUAUGGAGCUAAGCGCGUGUAUCGGAACUUCAGCGUGUCGAGCGCGGCGGGGGGCGGUGCGAUGCAGGGAUCAGUAGAUUGCUAUGACGCUGAGAAAAUGUUUAACAGUAAUGGUUUUGGUCGCAAGAAAAUGGUGGCGCUAGCUCUGCUGUGCGGUUGUGAUUACGGUGUCGGAGCUUGUGGAUCGUCAAUCACUACUGCAAUUGCUUUCCUUCAUACAGUGCCAGAAGAUCAGGUCAUAGAUAGAUUACUAUCCUGGGUGAGCGACACGCAACACUACGAAGAGCAAACCCGUUGGUCGUCGGCGCCGGGCCGCUGCGACCGCUGCGGACACGUGGGACGAACCCAUACCAAGAACGGCUGUCCCGUUUGUGUCACACAUCGAGGUUGUACGGACAUGGGAUACAAGUCCAAAGUAGCGGAAGUAAAACGUGAGCUAUCGCUUCGUAACCGUGCCCUGUCGUGCGGAAUGCCUUUCCCUGAGCCGAAAGUUAUGAAGGAAUUCCUGGAUACCACACCAGAAGAUAUAGAUCUCGACAGCUUGAAGAUUCCAACUCCGAGUUUAAUUCAAUUUGUGAAAAUUAUGUCCAAGAAAUUAGACUGGUCCGAAAGAUAUUGCGUCGAGAAAUUUCUACCGUUACUAACAAGAUGGCAUCUUCAAGAAUUUGUAACUUGCAGAACUAUAAAACCUUUUGAAAUAAAGAAAAAAAGAAAUCCACGAGGAGUUCCCAGUUACGAAGUUCUGUGGGCCGAUAUUGAGGGACAGUAUGAGGCUCUUAUACCGGACGACCAGUUCGAAGAGGGUGAAGAUUUACAAGGUCCAUGGACAUCAAUAGAAAGACAAGAUCUUAUGCGACGUUAUUACCCAGAUUUAGUUGAAAAAUAUGAAGAGUCUAUUAAGAAACCACAGAAAGAGAAGAAAAUGAGAGGGAGAAAGAAGAAAGAUCCAAACCCCGAUGAUAUUGAACAGAAUGUAAAACCGAAGAGGAAAUAUAACAGAAAACCGAAACAAGUUAAAGAUAUACCAAUGUCUCACAUAAAUGACUCUAUGAAAAAUUUAAGUCUAACUAACAAAAAUUUGAAUUGUAGCAAAGCGCACGUCAGCGUAUGUGUUAAUAGACUUAAGAGAAAAAUGAAAAAUAAUACAAGAACAAAAGUAAAAAAUACAAUAGAUAGUUAUUUAAAACCGACCAAGAAAAGAAAAUCGAAAUUGACAGAGACGUUGGAUACUAGUGUCAAACAUAUAGCCAUUCCGAAUAAUUCAUUUGAUAACCUUUUGGGAGAUUUCGAAUGUAAUAAAGAAAAUGUAACAAAUGACAAACAUUUACUAAGCAUGCUCGAUGUGAGCGUAGAAGGCGUUAAUGAUAUAGACUUAUCAGAUAUUGUUGAUAAAAUUGUUUCUAGAGCACCUAAAGUAGCAACAACGAAAGUAAAUAGUAAUCUAGUUAAACUUAUUUUUGAAAAUAAACAAAUAAAUAGAAAAAGUAUUUUUUCACAUAGAUUACAUCAGAAUUGUUCAACACCCAAAAGUAGUCCCAUACGAAAUCGUAAUAUUAAUGUAAGCAAACGAUCUUCAAUUGCAAAAGUAAAUACAAGCUAUUUCUUCGAUAAAAUUACUGAUGAAUGCGACGCUUUUGAAAUGUCAUUUGAUUAUAAAUACAAUAGUGUAGAUUGUGAUGCAACCAUAGACUACACUUUACCAAAAGAUUGUCUAUAGUUUAAGUAUCAUCAUCAUCCCUUUCUCGUUCACUUCUGGACAUAGGUACUCCAAUGACGGGCCACUGAGCUCGAUCUUCAGCUUCAGCUC
This is a messenger RNA of Nymphalis io (European peacock), 2379 nucleotides long. RefSeq names its product flap endonuclease GEN (gene Gen). The transcript is spliced from 11 exons. Gene Ontology annotation, molecular function: four-way junction DNA binding; 5'-flap endonuclease activity. The record is from RefSeq and is a predicted model, not a curated record. Lineage: Eukaryota; Metazoa; Arthropoda; Insecta; Lepidoptera; Nymphalidae. The coding region runs from base 79 to 2289 and encodes 736 amino acids.